CGUGGAAGGAGGCUUUAAGUUAGACACAAUUACAUAUGUUUCUCUGGAGCUGCCUGGAAUACACUUCCCCUUGUCCUACUUCCCAACAGUAAGAAAAUAGCAAAAGAAAAAGGCGAGAUAAGAGGAGUGUGCUGCUGUGAGGCUCAGUGCAUGUGUGUGUAGCCUGUGCUUGUCCCCGAGCCAGUGAUGAGAGCCUCCUGACUCAAUUGAGACAGACUGGAUUCAUAGCAUCAGUGCAUUCUCUGCCUUCCACUUCACCCUUUUGGAUUAGUUAUGUCCAAUGCUGAAGAAUAUUGGAUGAAGAUACAGAAAUAAGGAAUCCUUUUUUCUCCACUUGUUUUCCAAGGUGGUGUUAAUCUUCCUCUCACGUGAAAUAGCUCCUCCAAACUGGAAUAAUGUAUUUAUAUGGGUGCAGAGGCUCCUGGUUACCAGUGCUGCUUGGUGGUGUAAGUGCGCUGGUGGUGCUGACAGCUGGUAACGCUUGGCACAACCAGGACAGAGGUCAGGGUGAACCAUCCUGCUUCGGGGGAUUUGACCUCUACUUCGUUCUGGACAAAUCUGGGAGUGUGCAGCACCACUGGGUUGAAAUCUAUCACUUUGUGGAACAUCUGGCUCACAAGUUCAUAAGUCCACAGCUGCGCAUGUCCUUCAUUGUGUUCUCUACUGAGGGACGGAUUUUGAUGCGGCUUACAGAGGACAGGGAGCAGAUUCGAAAAGGUCUGGAGGAGCUCCAGAGGGUACUUCCAGGGGGAGACACCUUUAUGCACGAAGGCAUCCAGAGGGCCAGUGAGCAGAUAUACUAUGGAAACUCUGAAGGAUACCGUACCGCAAGUGUUAUUAUUGCUCUCACAGAUGGGGAGCUGCAUGAGGACCUCUUCUACUAUGCUGAGAGGGAGGCCAACCGAUCGCGGAGUCUGGGUGCCUCAGUAUACUGCGUGGGGGUGAAGGACUUCAAUGAGACACAGCUGGCAAUGAUUGCUGAUAGCAAGGACCAUGUCUUCCCAGUGAAUGAUGGCUUUGAAGCACUGCAGGGGGUCAUUGAUUCGAUCUUAAAGAAGUCCUGUAUUGAGAUCCUGGCAGUGGAACCCUCCAGUAUCUGUGCAGGAGAAACGUUCCAGGUGGUGGUGAGAGGAAAUGGCUUCCUCCAUGCUCGGAAUGUCCAUAAGGUCCUGUGCAGUUUCCGAAUCAAUGACACACUCACCAAGAGUGUGAAGCCAUUAAUAGUGGAAGAUACAUAUCUCCUCUGUCCUGCCCCUAUUCUACAGGAAGAGGGAAUGGCAGCCAACCUCUAUGUCAGCAUGAAUGAAGGUCUUAGUUUCAUCUCCAGUUCAGUCACCAUUACAACUGUGAGCUGUUCUGAUGGAACCAUCCUGGCCAUCGCCCUGCUCAUCCUCAUGAUGCUCUUAGUCUUCAUGCUGCUCUGGUGGUUCUGGCCUCUCUGCUGCACUGUGAUGAUCCAUGAGCCACCACCACCAGUACUGGAAGACAGUUCGGAUGAGGAAGAAGAUGGGAUGCCCAAGAAGAAGUGGCCCACGGUUGAUGCUUCCUACUAUGGUGGCAGAGGUGUGGGUGGAAUCAAAAGGAUGGAGGUGCGUUGGGGUGAGAAAGGCUCUACUGAGGAGGGAGCCAAGCUGGAGAAGGCCAAGAACGCCAGGGUGAAGAUGCCCGAGCAGGAGUUUAUACAGACCCCGACUCGCAUCCUCAACAAUGGCACGCGCAAGCCUCCUGGCCCUCAUAAGUGGUACUCACCAAUUAAGGGCAAGCUGGAUGCUCUGUGGGUUUUGCUGAGGAAAGGCUAUGACCGUGUGUCUGUGAUGCGACCACACCCAGGAGAUAAGGGCCGAUGCAUGAACUUCACCCGGGUCAAGUCCAAUCCUCCUCGCUACCCCCACUACAACCAUCACUCAGCCCCCAUCUACACCCCUCCAAGAGGCUGCAACCCACCACCUCCCCAUGGCAAACUCCCCCUUCCCACCCAGCCCCCAGCCUCCCCCUCUCCAUCCUCCACCUCCACACUGCCUCCACUGCCCUCAAAACCCCCUCCUUUUUCUACCACUCCUCUUCCUCCCAUUACUCCACCUCCUACCAUCACACCCCCACCUUACACUCCUCCUUCAACUCCAGCCCUCCCUCCAACCACUCUGCAUAUACCCCCUCCUCAUGUGCCCCCUUCCCCUCCACACCCUGCAUCCCCAACCAGCUCCCUGCCCCCACCCACUCAGGCCCCUCCUCCAGGACAAGGCCCCCUGCCCCCACCCCCUGCCCGCCCACCACCACGCCCCUCUUUGUAAAUCCUCAGCAGUGAUUGGGAGGGCAGGGGUUGACUAGUACUAGUACAAGGAAGAUCAACAGGAAUCACAACUCUCCCCUCAUUCUACUGCCACCCAGGAUAUCUGUGUGGCUCACACACUUGUCAGCUAUUUGUUUACAGUGGCCCAUGUACACAUGUAGGUCAAGAGUACAAAGAGAAGUUGUACUUGAGGUUCCACGGAUAUCUCCUGAUGGACAGCUUUCCUUAUAGACAGAUCUAUGUUGUCCAUAGCUGGUCAGGUCUGCACAAAACACAGUUACCUUGUCAUGGCAAUAAGGGCUAAGCCCAUCUGUCCAUUCUACAACCAACAGAAGAAUGGAUCAAUAUCAUCGUAACAAAGUAAAGCCAAGUGUUGGAUGGUUGCCUGUUUAAAAAAAUAAACUGAGGCUCUUGAGAGAUGGCUGAGGUAUUAAGUUCAGAAAUGAAUUGAGAGAUGUCUCCAAAUGAUAUUCCAAUAAUGUAUCAGUCUGAAUUUUCCACAUGCAAUAUUUGUUUUUCACUGACAAACAAGUUAUUAUGAGCAGCGGAAGGAUUCUUAGAAUCACAAAAAUGUUCUAGUGUCAAUGCCCUGCUGCAUUGCACAAUUACUGUCAAGUCGAGGACAAUGUUUCUUAAUGACAGCAUUAAGGAUGAUUUUACGCCUUAAAUGUGCCUUUAAUUAAAAACAGAAUGUUAUUGGAGAGCAAUUACAUUCCAGUGGUUUAAGUAAUUUGUUCAUCCAUAUGACAGAUUGAUUCAUAUGAUGGGUCUUGGUUAGUUUAUAGCAUUCCUAAAAUGUUUUAUACAUAUAGCAUGUAUAAAUAUGUCUUACUUUUUGUCUUUGUAUUGCCCAUUCAGUGUUGGAUAACUAUUUUGCAGAGUAUGAUUGCUGUGGUGAACAAAAUAAUCAUUACGAAUAAAUUACAAUAAAUGUGUGCAUACGAGUCCUCACAAUUAUGCCAAAUUCCUCAGAAUCAGCACUAUCAAUGGUUAAUGUUAUAUAGUUGGGUUUACAAUGUUGUAUUUCAUCUCAAAAUGUUAUGACGUAUAUAUCCUUGGCCUUCCCCAAAAAAUGUUACUUUUUUUGUUGUCUUUGCUGCUCCUGUGGUUCAAUGUGGUUUAUUGAAGCCACAUUUAAAAAAAAAAAUCUAAUUACACAUUGUGUAACUGACCAAAGAAUAUCAUAGGUUAACGAUGGUUAGCCUCUGAACCGGGCCAUGACGACUUCAACUAUUGAUGCUAAGUCUAUAGGCAGUCUAUGGGUCAAAGUGUUCCAAGCACAAGUUGGAUUAUGUAAUGCUUUGAGUUGCCCAUAAAACAGGAUGAGUUUUAUGUAAACACACUUGAACAAACUAUAUGUCUUAUCACACCCAGACACACAUGUUGGCAGGCAUCUGCAUGUGUGGUUCUGUGCCAGUGACUGGGAUCUUGUCCACACAAUGGAUCAGAAUCUCCCCUGCAGCAUCAGACACUUUACUAUACCUCCAGAUGAGGUGUAAUAUAGACCAGGCCUUCUGUCUGUCCAUAAGAGGAAGAUUGGAGACAAUCAUAGAAAGUUGGCUUUGUAGUGAGUCAAGUUUAUGAAAGUACAUAUUGAUGUACAGAUGUCUGCUUUUGUAUAGUAAAAGGCGCAUCCAUAUAUUUAGCAAUCUGAAUAUGUGUAGAAAAGGAAGGAAAAAGAGAAUAGAAAAUAUAGAUGUAGAUGUAGAAUGUAGAAAAUAUUUUAUGUUGGGUCUAGAAAACUUGAAGUGGAGUCACUCUCUGUGUUCCUUUGUGAAGGAAUCAUAUUUUCAUUACAGACGUAUUGACUUUACAUGCACCUGCCAGGCUCUCAGGUCAAAAUAAGUGUACUGUAGCCUGGAGACUGGAAAGCAAGGCAGUAUAAGCAAGUACAGAUUUAGCUGUCAUUGCUAUGUAACCAAUUGUCAUUUAGAAUUUAUGAAGUAAACAUUGAAUCCUUUAAGUCA
Molecule: messenger RNA, 4257 nt
Organism: Oncorhynchus tshawytscha (Chinook salmon)
Lineage: Eukaryota; Metazoa; Chordata; Actinopteri; Salmoniformes; Salmonidae
Product: anthrax toxin receptor 1
Cellular component (GO): membrane
Molecular function (GO): signaling receptor activity
Source: RefSeq, a predicted model, not a curated record